Synchiropus splendidus (mandarinfish) is the source of this 1134-nucleotide messenger RNA. RefSeq names its product cerebellin 18 (gene cbln18). Gene Ontology annotation, molecular function: protein binding. The transcript has 5 exons. Bases 16 to 552 code for a protein of 178 amino acids. The record is from RefSeq and is a predicted model, not a curated record. Lineage: Eukaryota; Metazoa; Chordata; Actinopteri; Syngnathiformes; Callionymidae.
GACUCCUGGCAUAGGAUGGUUACCUUAUACGGGCAGGUCAGGACUCUAAAUGCUAACAUGCGGGCCCUUGAAGGCGGUCUGAAGUAUGCCUUCAAAGCCUCAUUGGACCCAAGUAUUGCUGACUCACGCACAAAAUGCUUUGGCCGCUUUACCACAAACGUGCCCAUCCCAUAUUCAAUCAUCUCCAUCAACGAGAACAGUGGAUACAACCCCUCUUUGGGGAUCUACACGGCCCUUCAGAGCGGAGUGUACGCCUUCUCUUACUCAGUCUACUCACGAUCAGAAAGCAUCCUUAUCCACAAAGUGGUGCUCAUGAAGAACAAUGAGGCGAUGGUCAUCGUGAAGGAGAACAACCGAGAUGAUAAACAAGACAGCGGCUCUCAGACGCUGACGCUGCACCUGCAGAAGGGUGACCAGGUCUAUGUGAUGCUGGUCUCAGGAAGAGAACUGUGUGGGGAACUGCAGUACAACGUCUUCACCGGCUACAUGCUCUAUCCUGACAUCGACUACGCGUACUCUGCUGAAGAUCUGAGAUUCCUGUCUCACUACUGAGCUUAAAUUACAUGCACAAAUGUGUGACACCUAACGGAGAUGACAGUGGUGAAUAUUUAUUUUCGGACAUCUGUUGAAUUGUACACACUCUUAAAUAUCAUUAAUUAUUUGUGAAAAAUAACUUCUCUGUGUUUAAAAAAGUGGCUGCAUUAUGCGGACACAAUUUAUAUUUUUGUUUAUCUAUCUUGACAGUCGCUAUUUGUCAACACAAAGUCAACAAAUAACGGCGAAUGUGUGAAACCAUUAAAUCAUCAAAUUAAUAUUUAAGAGUACCAGAACGGAGUAGAUUGAAUAGGUGUCCGAAAACCUUUUUCCACCACUACAUUUUGUGAGGAGAGCAAGGUGUGUGAGAAGGCAUUAAUGAUGGAGUUAAAAAAAACAAAAAAACACUUGAUGGAAUACAGGAAGUGUCAGGUUUGGUUGGUCAGUCAGUGAGGUUCAGAGGUUGUUUACUGUAGAAACAAAAAUCACAUGCACACAGGUUCUGUGUCUCUAUAUAAAGUAGUUAAACCGUAGUAGUUCCUCCUUGAAAUGUGAGUUUUGUUCUCCCUGUUUCCCCUUAUUACGUUAGGUGAGCAGUCA